This is a messenger RNA of Microplitis mediator, 858 nucleotides long. RefSeq lists its product as uncharacterized. The coding region runs from base 16 to 432 and encodes 138 amino acids. The record is from RefSeq and is a predicted model, not a curated record. Lineage: Eukaryota; Metazoa; Arthropoda; Insecta; Hymenoptera; Braconidae. The transcript has 4 exons.
UGGGCUUACAUAUGAAUGUAUGAAGAAGUAAUUGGCGAUUUUUUAGAAUUAGUUGUCUAUUUUUCCCUACACGCAGAUUUUUUAUUGGCCUUGAAUCUUAUCUACUUCUUGCCCGCUCGUAUAAAUUUUAGCUUAGCACCGAGCCCUGGGUUCGAUCCCUCGACCUUUCUCUUGCAGCUGAAGCCUUUCGAUGCCUUGACCCACACGACUACGGCGGACAAGAAGAGAAAAAAAAUAAAAAUGUCAAAAAUAAUAUUUUUAUUAUCAAUUUUACUAUUUAUCGGCAUCUAUAUCAAUACAGUUGAAGGAUGCAAAGGCGGCUGGUGUCAUCCGCAUCAAGGUUACAAGUGCUGCGCGGGUCAUUCAUGUGAUAACUACUAUUUUCAAGGUACUUGUCAAGAUAGUGCAUUUUUUGACUCACCACGACGUUAACAAAAAAUAUGGAAAACAAAUAGCCCUGCGAAUCAGCUCUGAAAUUUCCCGCUGUCAUUGACUUGUACCCAAAAACUCAUUGCCCGACUUCAAAAUUUAGUCCGAUCUUUACACUCUACAUCAUCUUAGUAACCACUUCCAACAAUUGAUCUGAAAAUAAUUGCGAAUGAUUCCUCGGAGCUCGAAACGUUGGUUUUCAUUGAUAAUUCAAAAAUCAAUCACUUUCAAAAGUUCGACCAGAGUCAGUAAUUUUUUUUAUUAUCUAUUUUCAUAGCGAAAAAUUGCAAAAUUGGUAAACAAAAUGAACACACGAUUUUUUUUGUCCGUACGUAUUUAUGGGAAUUUUAAAUAUAAAGUAAACAGGUUUAAUAAAACUUUAAUGUAUAUAUUUAAAAUAAAUAAAUGCUAUGUAAUAUAGUAAUUAAA